This is a messenger RNA of Trichomycterus rosablanca, 2837 nucleotides long. It is a transcript of the gene nlgn2b, whose product is annotated as neuroligin 2b. Gene Ontology annotation, biological process: presynaptic membrane assembly; modulation of chemical synaptic transmission; postsynaptic membrane assembly. Gene Ontology annotation, cellular component: synapse; plasma membrane; postsynaptic specialization membrane. Gene Ontology annotation, molecular function: signaling receptor activity; neurexin family protein binding. The coding region runs from base 1 to 2559 and encodes 852 amino acids. Lineage: Eukaryota; Metazoa; Chordata; Actinopteri; Siluriformes; Trichomycteridae. The record is from RefSeq and is a predicted model, not a curated record. The transcript has 9 exons.
AUGUUCCUUACCAGUGAAAGUGGGCACCGGCGGGCUUGUUCGUACCCUCGCCGCAAACGGGAAACCUGUUUACUAUGGUUGUUAGGACUGGCGUUACGGUUGACACUCUCCUCGUGCCAGCGCUCUGAUUUCGGUGCCUCCAAACACCCGAUCGUUUCCACCAGUUACGGAAAGAUACGUGGAAUUCGCAGGGACCUGAAUAACGAGAUCCUAGGCCCUGUGGAACAGUUCUUGGGUGUCCCCUACGCCACAGCGCCUGUCGGCGAGAGGCGCUUUCAACCGCCCGAGGCACCUGGGGCCUGGCAUGACAUAAGGAAUGCCACCAAGUUUGCACCGGCCUGCCCGCAGAAUGUACACGGAGCGCUACCUGAGAUCAUGAUGCCAGUUUGGUUCACUGAGAACCUGGAUGCUGCCGCCAUGUACCUACAGGACCAGAGCGAGGACUGUCUGUAUCUUAAUAUCUACGUACCUACUGAGGACGGUCCGCUUACUAAAAAACCUGACGAGUCUGCGAUGAACAGGCCGAGGGACGAAGAUAUCCGAAAUCGAAGGAAGAAGCCGGUCAUGUUGUUCAUCCACGGUGGUUCUUAUAUGGAAGGAGCAGGAAGCAUGUUUGACGCCAGUGUACUUGCUGCCUAUGGCAACGUCAUCGUAGUCACCAUGAACUACAGACUGGGAGUUCUGGGUUUUUUGAGUACAGGCGAUCAGUCUGCUAAAGGAAACUACGGCCUGCUGGAUCAGAUUCAGGCUCUACGGUGGCUCAAUGAAAACAUCGGCCAUUUUGGAGGCGACAGUGAAAGGAUUACCAUCUUCGGCUCGGGUGCAGGAGCAUCCUGCGUCAACCUGCUCAUUCUGUCCCAUCAUUCAGAAGGUCUGUUUCAGAGAGCCAUCGCACAGAGCGGCUCAGCCAUCUCCAGCUGGUCCGUAAACUACGAGCCUCUUAUGUACACCAAAAUCUUGGCCAAGAAAGUGGGCUGUAGCUCAGGGGACACUGCCGACAUGAUCAACUGCCUGAGGAGGAAGAGCUACCGUGAGCUGGUGGAUCAGGACAUCCAGCCGGCACGCUACCACAUCGCCUUUGGACCUGUGGUAGACGGAGACGUAGUGCCAGACCAUCCUGAGAUCCUCAUGCAACAGGGAGAGUUCCUGAACUAUGACAUCCUGCUGGGAGUGAAUCAAGGUGAAGGGCUGAAGUUUGUGGAUGAUACAGAAGGAGAGGAUGGAAUCUCUGCUGCCACGUUUGAUUACACCAUAUCCAACUUCGUGGACAACAUCUAUGGCUACCCAGAUGGUAAAGACAUCCUUCGCGAAACCAUAAAGUUUAUGUACACUGACUGGGCUGAUCGGGAUAAUGGCGAUAUGCGGAGAAAAACUCUACUUGCGCUGUUCACCGAUCACCAGUGGGUGGCGCCAGCAGUGGCCACAGCCAAGCUCCAUGCAGAGUUCCAGUCUCCUGUUUACUUCUACACCUUCCACCAUCACUGCCAGAUGGAGGGGCGCCCCGAGUGGGCAGAUGCUGCACAUGGAGAUGAGAUUCCAUAUGUGUUUGGUGUGCCCAUGGUGGGUGCCACUGACCUCUUUCCCUGCAAUUUCUCCAAAAAUGAUGUGAUGCUCAGCGCUGUGGUCAUGACCUACUGGACCAAUUUCGCCAAGUCUGGAGAUCCGAACAUUCCAGUCCCCCAGGACACCAAGUUCAUCCACACGAAGCCAAACCGCUUUGAAGAGGUCGUUUGGGCAAAAUUCAGCUCGAAGGACAAGCAGUAUCUUCAUAUUGGACUCAAGCCAAGGAUUCGAGACAACUACCGUGCCAACAAGGUUGCCUUUUGGCUUGAGCUGGUGCCCAGUCUGCACACACUGCAAAAGGAAAUUAUAAGCAACUCUGGCCUUGCCACCAGAUCACCUCCACCCGCUGGUGUCCCCCACAGGCCUGGAUGGAAAAAUACAGGGCUGGGUCCCAAUCUACCUGGUACGAGGCAACCCUCAAUUUCCUCCACAUACCCACCCGAUACAGAUAUCGAUCCUGAAGGUUCGGAGCGUCCACGUCAGUCUCCGUUCCCGGAGGUGGUUCGUGACUACUCAACUGAGCUGAGCGUGACUGUCGCGGUUGGCGCAUCACUGCUCUUUCUUAACGUUUUGGCAUUCGCUGCACUGUACUACAAACGUGACAAGCGGCAUGAGAUGAUGCUCCUACAACAGCGGCGGCGCCAUCGGCGGCUCUCACCCCAGCGCGGCACACCUGGUGCGCCAAUUCCCUCAACAGCCAUAGCUGUCGGCAACGAUCUGGAAGAGGAGUUGAUGUCAUUGCGGAUGAAGCAGCAGAGGGCUGAAUUGGACCUGGAACCACUUCGAUGCCCGCCAGAUUACACAUUGGCCCUGAGGAGGGCACCCGAUGAUGUACCACUUAUGAUGCCCAGCACCAUCAGUGCCAUGCAUGCCUUCAAUACAUAUCCCCCUGCUCCUGGGCACACCCCCAAUCCAGGCCCCACUCCUGGCUCCACUUCUAGCUCUGCACAUACCAACAAUGCUCUGCCCCAUCAGCAUUCCACCACUCGUGUAUAGUAGCUUGCCAACACACUAACAGACUUCCUGCGCUGAGAGUGGCGCGCUAAAGAAAUUUACCAUCCAACACAUCAGUCCAGUGAAAAAGGGCACUCAAUUCCAAUCCUGGAACAUCAGCAGUUAAGUAUCAUAGUCUAAUGAAGUCCAUGCUUAAAGUUACCCCUUUAAGCUGCAGUCAGGUGUGCCAUAAAGUGAAAGGGAAUAGAGAAAGUUCAAAGGUCAAUGUACACCCAACUAGCUGACAGUCACAUCUUCUUUAUUGCUAGAGGAAUUGUGUU